Molecule: messenger RNA, 2151 nt
Organism: Lasiodiplodia theobromae
Lineage: Eukaryota; Fungi; Ascomycota; Dothideomycetes; Botryosphaeriales; Botryosphaeriaceae
Product: Cytochrome p450 protein
Exons: 3
Coding region: 1-2151 (716 amino acids)
Source: RefSeq, a predicted model, not a curated record
AUGGAGAACUUCCGUCAAACCAGCAAUACUGGCAAUUACGAAGUCUACACUGGGUUUUGGACCGACUGGACCAAUGGCCCAAUUUUUGGCGCAACCGUCACGUUGAACAAGCGGGAUGGAUCCCUUCUCAUUGCGUUCAUCGCACUCUUUGUCAGCCUUGUCGGCACUUGUUUUUGGAGGAUCUGCUGCUUCGCACUCCACCAGUUCUACUCGACACAUGUAGCGCAAGAUGCCCUCUACCAUCAACGUCAAGCCAUCUUCCGGAAUGCUGCCAACGGUUCAAGCGGCCUUUGGAGGCUGCUCAAUGUCUGGUGGGAGUGGCGUAAGACUUCUGUCGAUCGCCCUUCCCAGCGACUCCUCCCUGCUGCCGGGUUUGCCAUCUGCUGCAUUUUCGCCUUCGCCACGGCAGGCACGUUUUCCUCCAAAAUCUCCACGGCUGCCAACGGCGUGCUGGUUCGCAGUUCUGAAUGCGGCAUUCUGGACUCGGACAACAACCAAAACCUGGAGGAUGCCGUGCUUUACUACUAUCCCUGGUCCGCCCAGAUCAUCAGCUCGUGGUCUAUUUACGCUCAAGACUGCUACCUCAACGUCUCCGACCUGGGAUCCUGCAACGCAUUCAUCCAGCCGCAGCUACCGAGCAAAAUCGACCGCAACGCCAGUUGCCCCUUCCAGGAUGGGAUCUGUGAGAACGAAUACGGCAACAUCGAAUUCGAGACUUACCUCGACAGCCACUCCGACCUUGGAUUGAACGCGCCGGCUGAUGAACGCGUAAUGUUCAGGCGCGUAUCCAGCUGUGCUCCGAUCAAGACGGAUGGACACCGGAGCAGGUUUUAUUCGCCUGAGACUGCCAUGAACUACUCGCGCUAUUUCUACGGGCCAACAGGAUACGUCAACUAUACUUACGAGUAUCCCGAAGUGAUUUGGAGCUCAGCACCGAGCAUGCCCGGGUCGGUAUCCAAUGGUGGUGGUCGAUACACAGUACAGGUACAGGAGGCCUUUAUUUCCAACGGAUCCUACGAAGAACUCUCUGCCUUCGAACCCAUACCCGCUCUCAGGCAACAAGACGCAGAUGUCCACCUCAUCCUCAUGUCGGCCAACAGCAUCGUCUACACCGAAGAAGUCACCGACCCGUGGUAUUCCGCCACCACCAGCUACACAAACAUCACAUCAGCCGACAAGGCAACCGGAAAGCUGAAGGUGUACCGUGCAGACAACCCCGUCUCCGUCCUCGCCUGCACCGUCAAAGAGCAGUACUGCAACCCCAACCUCCCAGCCGACGAACGGUGUUCCCCCUUCGGCGGCACAUACGAAUCCCCGUCUCUAGCCGCGGACAUCUGGUCAAACAACAACCAGCGCACGGCCUUCAACUGGCUCAGCGCCAUCGUCUACGCCUUCAGCGUCACCGUCGAAGUCGUGCCGGGCAUCCUGCGCGAAGGCGGCCUGCUGGCCGGCUACAAGAGCCAGAACGGCGUCUCCGGCGCCCUCCCGACCAACCAGUGGCAGCUCGAGGCAGAGAGCUGGCACGCCGCGACCCUCGUCGCGCUGCAGGGCAGCAUGACGCAAGUCGCGAAAGGCACGUCGGACGAGAACCUCAAGUCCUUCCUCCGCGCCCCGAAUAACACGGCCGAGCGGAACCUCUGCAACAACCAGAAAAUCCCCACCGCCUCCCACUCCAACUUCUCCGUCUUCGGCCUCGCCCUCACGCUCGCCCUCGGCUCCGCUGUCGUGCUGCUGUCGUACGUGCUGGAGCCGCUGACGGCGUGUUUCCAGCACCGCCGCCACUCCCGCCGCGCCACCUAUGCGCGCUUGGAAUGGGUCACGGACGAGACGCUGCAGCUGCAGCGGCAGGCGUACGAGCAGGCCGGCAUGGGGGAGUGGACGGGUUGCGCGGGCAACGUGCCCGUCACCAAGGGCGGGGAAAGGCUGGCCGGGUUGGAUUUGGAGGAUCUGGAGUGCCCGAGGUUGAUGAGGGCGGCAUCGAGGAGGGAGGUGGAGCGGUUUGGUGGGGGGGAGAAGGAUGGGGGAGGAGGUGGUGGGAGAGGGUCGGUGGUGGAUUAUGGGGUGGGGGUGGUAGGGAGUGAGGCGCAGUCGGAAGAGACGCUCGCGGAGAUUUCUGUUGAAAGGGGGCGGGCGGGUGGAUUAGAUGGAUAG